Molecule: messenger RNA, 3769 nt
Organism: Bactrocera neohumeralis
Lineage: Eukaryota; Metazoa; Arthropoda; Insecta; Diptera; Tephritidae
Product: ethanolaminephosphotransferase 1
Exons: 5
Coding region: 685-1908 (407 amino acids)
Biological process (GO): phosphatidylethanolamine biosynthetic process
Cellular component (GO): Golgi apparatus; endoplasmic reticulum membrane
Molecular function (GO): ethanolaminephosphotransferase activity
Source: RefSeq, a predicted model, not a curated record
UCCACUCAUUUGUUCACGGGUUUUGCGGGCGAUCGUGUUGUCGUGUGUUGUAUUUUCUUGUGAAUUGCACGAUUUCGAUUUUGCGGUGGGGUAUAUUACGUACGCAUUUUUCUUUUUAAUUAGAUGAAUAAAAUCGUCAAUAAAUCCGGUUUUUUAUAACACGAAAUCAAUUUUGAAUUGCACUACAGAACGUCUAAAUGUAAUUCUAAAUAAUAUCGAUUAAGAACAAGUGAAAUAUUGUGAAUUUAGAUUAGUGAAAAAGCCUACAUUCAUUGCAUCGGUUUAUGUGUGUGAGCGCUGGAUUGUUGCGCUAACCCCUCGUACCUGCUGUUGAUUAGCCGUCCUUCGCCGGAUUUGUACGCAUCUUUAUGAACUGCUUGAUUAUUCCAAGCCGCCUAUUAUUUGUGUGUGUGCGCAAACACAGCUUGUAACAGUAACAAUAUAAAUGGGACGUGUGUUUAUAGCUAUUUGCAUACAUUCCUUUUAAUUGAAUUUGCUUCAGUUUGAAAUUCAUCUCUAAUAUAGUGCAGAUUAUAUGAAUUAACUGAAGCACUAAACGCUUCCGUAACAAACGUACACCAGCAAUACUCUUUUGUAGACCCUUCCUAGCUUUUUGACGGUGCUGGGACAGAUUUGUCCAGCUGUAGUGCGUUAGAGAAUCACAUUUCCCAAUCCGAAGUCAAAAUGACGUUACAAGAGUUAUUGAAUUACAAAUACCUGACAAAAGAACAACUGAAUGGCUUUGACAACUACAAAUACAGCGCGCGUGAUACCUCACCCCUGAGCGUAUAUGUAAUGCAUCCAUUCUGGAAUUGGACUGUCAAAUUCUUUCCCCGUUGGCUGGCACCAAACGUUAUGACCUUUCUUGGCUUCCUUUGUACAGUAGUAAAUCUGUUACUUCUAUCCUAUUAUGAUUGGAAUUUCUACGCCAGUUCUGGCUUACCGAAUACUACUCCCAUACCAUCUUGGGUGUGGUUAUGCUGUGCUGUAAAUAUAUUCUUGGCCUACACAUUAGAUGGCAUUGAUGGGAAACAAGCACGCCGCAUUGGUUUAUCUGGUCCGCUGGGUGAACUCUUCGAUCACGGUCUCGACUCGUAUACUGCAGUGCUGAUACCCACAUGUCUGUAUAGCAUUUUUGGCCGCAGUCUCGAGUACUCUGUGGCGCCUGUACGCAUGUACUACGUAUGCUGGAUGGUGUUCUUCAAUUUUUAUGUUUCUCACUGGGAAAAGUAUAAUACAGGUGUUCUGUAUUUACCGUGGGGUUACGAUUUGAGCAUGUGGGGUUCAACAGCUAUGUACCUGUUGACAUGGUGGUUCGGCUAUCAAUUUUGGCAACACACACUACCCAUGGGUAUCACGCUCGGACAUAUGAUGGAGUUCGUUUUGCACAUCAGCGCUAUGGCCAAUACACCGAUGGUGAUAAUUAAUGUGUACAACUCAUACGUGCAGCGUACGGGCAAAAUGCGUUGCUUCAGUGAAGCAAUGCGUCCAUUAUGGCCACUUUUGGUAUUCCUUGUUAUAAUGAUGCUGUGGCCUUUCAUCUCACCGAAUGAUAUCAUGGAGAAAGAUCCACGUAUUAUGUUUUUGCUGAGUGGGACAAUAUUCUCGAAUAUCAGUUGCCGUCUGAUUGUGGCGCAAAUGUCCAAUACGCGUUGUGAUGUGUUUCAUUAUAUGAUGCCAAUAUUCUUGGUCUUCGUGGGCAUUGGCUUAUGGAUACCGCUACUCGAGCGUCUAAUGCUCUAUGUUCUAUUCGUCGUCACCACACUAACACACUGGCAUUACGGCACAAAUGUGGUGAACGAAAUGUGCGAGCAUUUCAAUCGCAUUUGCUUCAGCGUGAAUAAGCGGGAACCAGCCGUUCGAAAUGCCCAAGACGUACGUCUGCGUGACAUGGAGAAAACCGACUAAACAAUGCAACCAAACCAAAAAAAAGACAAGUGUGCUUAUGCAAAUGCAAAAAUAAAUCAUUUGCAGUUAGGCAAAAACAAAAGUAACAGGAGGCUCGAUAUAAACGUUUACCCUUUACUUAAUAAUUUACCGGUAAGAAAGUGUUUUCGAAGCAAGUUUAGCUUUAUUGAUUGGUCUCGGUAAAGUGCAGGUAUGUACAUAUGUACAUUGAAAUAUAUUAAUAUAUAUUUUUGCUACAUAGCGGUCUCUCAUAUUUUUGUGCAUUUACAAACCGUGCAAUGAAUUCGUGCUCUCUAAAUCGUGAUCUUGAAAAAAUUGUCACUAAAUAAUAGGUUUUUGAAUACGGCAAUGCCAUUUAGUGUCAAUAAAAUAAAGACAGCAUAGAAGUAGAAGAUUAGUUGGCAGCUCUGUUCAUUUAAUUUCAUACUAAAUUCUAAAAAGCUUGAAGUGAAGUGAUUAUUUAUUAUGCAACUGUAAUAAAAAGCGUAUAAUUAAUAAUUGUAAACAGCCAUAUAAUUUAAACUAUUUAUUCUAAUUCAUUAUUUCUCGGCGCCUUCGUGCAUAUGCUCUGUCGAAGUGAAGUGGGUGCUGAAACUAAAAUUUUUACUAAAUUUAAAAAUGUAUUUAUUAGCUAUUGCGCUUUGUUUUGUUUAUUUACAAUAACUAUGCAUUUUCUUAUUGUUUUCGGCAAUAUUUUUCGCUCACUUAGCACCACACAUCACUUGCCAUUAAUUUCUUCGUUAAUUCUUCGCCUCAUUUCACAUCACUUAAGUUAAUUAUAAGUUUAUAGUAUUUAUUUUGUGUAUUAUUUUAUUGCCAACAAAAUAAUUUAUUUAAAUGAAGUUAUCAAAUGUUUACCAAUAACCGCUUAGACCUCUUAAUAUUUUUAUUUGUAUAAAUAUUAAUUUAACGCAAAUUUCAUAAAUUUUAUUUUUAUAAAACUAAAAGAAAUAUACAUACAUACAUACAUACAUAUAUACUUAUGUAUAUAGAAAAGUGAAAUGUGAAUAUGUCAUUUUGUGUUCGUGAAACUUUUGAACUCGAGCUUUAUGAUGCAUGUUUAAGUUUAGUUUUUAGUUAGUGAAAAUUAGCUACUUCCGAAUAUUGUGUAUGUGUGCAUAGACGAAACAUACGUAUGUCUUCGAAAAUACAAUAUAAAUAAAUAAACUAUAUAUUUAAGUAAAACUAGUGUUUUAGACUGAAUAAAACUGUGCGCAGCUUUAAUGGCGUACAACAAGACAUUAGAACAACAAGAUAUUAAAACUAGUUAAAUUUUGUUUAAAUAUUUAGUUCAAAAUUCUAAUUUUCUAAAAUCAGAAAAAUAAUUUAUAGUGCGCUGUGCAAAAGAUAUUAAUUUAACAUUUUAUUUGUUUAAGUUGCCUUUGUGUAUAAAAUUAAAUAUACAUAAAUACAAAUAUAUUUUUGUGCGAAAAAAUUUCUACUUCCAAAUAAAUUAGUCAGCAAAAAUAUUUAAAAAAAUAUUAAAAUAAUUUAAAAAUAUUAAAGCAAAAAAAAAAAAAAUAUUUUCAAUAUUCAGUUAUUUUCAAUUUCCUAGAAAGACGUACAACAUACGCUCUUUUUAUAACUAGAAACUUUGUAACAUGCAGUGCAAAACCAUAAAAUCUUUCCUAAAUGCAAUAUUGUAACUAAAUAAAUAGCGAAGACAAACCACAGACACAGUGUAAUUUGAAAAGACAUACCACAUAGCUUAAUUUCGUUCAGUAACUAGCGUUGAAAUGUUAAUUAUUUAUGCAGUAUGCACCUAUGUAUAUGUAUACUUUUAUUUAUGUAUUGUAUAUAAAUAUGUACAUGUACAAAAAUUAAUGAGAUUAAAGAAACAUACAUACAUUGCUGAUACAAA